Molecule: messenger RNA, 1253 nt
Organism: Ostreococcus lucimarinus CCE9901
Lineage: Eukaryota; Viridiplantae; Chlorophyta; Mamiellophyceae; Mamiellales; Bathycoccaceae
Exons: 3
Coding region: 25-1215 (396 amino acids)
Biological process (GO): protein phosphorylation; regulation of glucose metabolic process
Cellular component (GO): mitochondrion
Molecular function (GO): pyruvate dehydrogenase (acetyl-transferring) kinase activity
Source: RefSeq, a predicted model, not a curated record
GGGGGACUCAAACGGCGCGGAGGGAUGAGGGCGAAGACGGGAACAAAAAGCGCGUCGUCGGGACGUAAGCUCGGGGAGAAAUUUUCAAAGGAUGUCGUGGACGACAUCUAUCGCGGGAGCUUUCGAAGCCAAACCGGGGUGAGCCUGAAGUAUAUGUUAGAUUUCGGGGCGCAGCCGAUUCAUCGGCAGUUGAUGGUGAGCGCGCAAUUUUUGCACAACGAACUUCCGGUGCGAUUAGCGCAUCGCGUGGCGGAGUUGGAGAACUUGCCGUUCGGGUUGAGCGAUAUGGCGCAGGUGCUCGACGUGCGGGACUGGUACGUGGAGUCGUUUCGAGAGCUUCGUAGCUUUCCUCCGAUUGAGAACAUGGAGGACGAGGAAAAGUUUACGAACAUCUUGAAGAGAAUCAUGUACAGGCACGAAAAUGUCGUGCCCAUGAUCGCGCGAGCGGUUUUGGAGCUGAAGGAACAACUCGAGGCGCAACGGCCGAAGGAGUCCCAGCGACCGGCGACGGCGAGACGAGGAGGAACGUACGCCACGACGGAUUUGAACGAGUUUCCCGAAGUGCACCAAUUCCUGGAUGGGUUUUACAUGAGUCGCAUCGGAAUGCGGAUGCUUAUCGGUCAGCACGUAGCUUUGCACGACCCCCCUAAAGACGGGUACAUUGGGCUGAUUUGCACGUCCCUGAGCCCACUCGAGGUGGCUCGAGACGCCAUUGCAGACGCGAGGGCGAUCUGCAUGCGCGAAUACGGCGACGCACCGGAAGUCGAACUAUUCGGCGAGGAGGGUUUCACGUUCGCGUACGUUCCAGGUCACUUGCAUCAAAUGUUAUUCGAGCUUGUGAAGAACUCGCUUCGGGCGGUGAGCGACAAGUACGCGGAUAGCGACGUGACGCCGCCGCCCAUACGCAUCGUCAUCGCCGAAGGCGCGGAAGACGUCACGAUCAAGGUAUCAGACGAAGGUGGUGGGAUUCGUCGAAGCGGUUUGGCGAAAAUCUGGACCUACCUGUACAGCACGGCGCGCAGUCCUUUGAAGGACAUGGACGCUGACUCAGCGGGUCCCGUCGUCUUGGCAGGGUACGGAUACGGCUUACCGCUUUCAAGGCUCUAUGCGAGAUACUUCGGAGGCGAUCUUCAAGUGCUUUCGAUGGAGAACUACGGCACGGAUGCGUAUCUGCACCUCAACCGACUCGGCAACAUGGCAGAGCCGUUACCUUAGUUAGGGCGGCGGCAGCGCGUUUCGCGCGAAUAUUGAAU